Molecule: messenger RNA, 675 nt
Organism: Triticum turgidum subsp. durum (durum wheat)
Lineage: Eukaryota; Viridiplantae; Streptophyta; Magnoliopsida; Poales; Poaceae
Source: the annotation of a GenBank genome assembly
AUGGCGGAGGCGACGCUGGAGGGGAGCGAGCCGGUGGAUCUGUCCAAGCACCCCUCCGGCAUCAUCCCCACACUCCAGAAUAUCGUGUCAACAGUCAAUUUGGACUGUAAGUUAGACCUCAAAGCAAUAGCUCUGCAAGCACGUAACGCGGAAUAUAAUCCAAAGCGUUUUGCUGCAGUUAUCAUGAGAAUAAGAGAACCAAAAACUACAGCACUGAUAUUUGCGUCAGGUAUGUACUGGAGCAAAGAGCGAACAGCAGUCCAAGCUUGCAGCAAGAAAGGUAUGCCAUUGUUUGCUUCGAUUAUUUGGUCUAUGCUGGCUGAGAGGUUUCUGAAGUCUAACACACAAUGUUGUUCCCAGUAUGCUCGUAUUAUUCAGAAACUUGGCUUUCCAGCUAAAUUCAAGGACUUCAAAAUUCAGAAUAUCGUUGGCUCUUGUGAUGUCAAAUUUCCAAUUAGACUGGAGGGCCUUGCAUAUUCUCAUGGUGCUUUCUCAAGUUAUGAGCCAGAACUUUUUCCUGGUCUAAUCUAUCGAAUGAAGCAACCGAAGAUUGUUCUUCUGAUUUUUGUUUCAGGCAAGAUUGUCUUGACGGGGGCAAAGGUGAGAGAAGAGACAUACACCGCCUUUGAAAACAUAUAUCCUGUACUCACAGAGUUCAGAAAAGUUCAGCAAUGA